AUGGCAUAUAGUACUAUUUUCUCAGAGCGUUCGAAAAACGGUGUGCAAACAUGUCCGGAAGGCUACGUCAUCCACAACAACACAGGAGAAUCCCCGCGGUUUGAACAGAAGUGGUUCGAGCGAGACUCAUCAAGGAAGCUAGAGACAGCCAACAAAUCCGGAAUAGAGUUUGGGACCUCAGAACACUCGGAAGCUAUACAGAGCUUGCGAAAGCGGUGUGUUGAUCAUAUACGCCAAAACGCGGAUGAUUUUCAUAUCAUUAUAUUAUCCGAAGUAUGUGAACUACAGCAGCUAUCCCAGCAUGAAUUACAUUCCGAUGUCCAGAAAGCUCUGAUAGAUGAAUACGUUACUAAUCUGCAGGUGAACCGUACAUGGUGUGGCGCUGAAACGAUCAUCUCUGUUUCUCAAAUAUUUGAUGUGAACAUAACAGUUCACACUGAAAAUGCACCCCCACUAAAUUUUGAAUCACCUAAUGGAGGUAGUAUGAAUAUAAAUUUAUACUUCAGUGGCCAUCCGACUAAAAACCAUUACGAUGUAGUUAUGAGAGUAUCGGAGGACCUCAGGCAAAUGACUGGACAAGAUACAAGAGCUACGGGCAACAGUUUUUCUAACAUGACAAAACCGAUUCAGUUCCCAGUUAAUAGUCGAGCGAUUAUCAACCUCAACGACACCAACACAAAUGAAAGGAUGGAGUCUCAGGCUGUAGACUCGAAUAAUCACACAAUACUUGACGCUGUAUUAUCAUGCCUGAUAGAAGCAGACCCCAUGAGUUGGCCAUAUAAAAUGAAUGUUCUGAACCUUAAAAAGGCAAUGAUUAACGAAAUUGACAGCAAAUUACAUCAUUACAAAGAGAAGCUUUGUUUAACUGAGGACCAGCUGAAGAACAUGCUCACCCACUGGGAUGUGGUAGAACAAGAUAUCGAUGUUGCAGCUUGUUACGCUAUCGCAAACCUGAUAAAAAGGGACAUUGUAGUGUUUGAAAAGGACACGACCCAACUAUUUCAAGGAAUAAACAGCGCUACAUAUAAGCAAAUCCACUUUGAACGUAGGGGUGGUGCUUUCUUCUCCAAACCUCUCUCAUAUAGUAACUCAGUCUUCGCCAUGAAUGUCAGAGAGAAUUCCCCAAGUCAAAUGUAUGACACAACUACGUUGGAUAUGGAGGACAGCUUCACGCCAGGAAUGGUUACGAGUACCAACAACCUCUCAUAUUCUCACAACUCCGAUAAACUCACGAUAGCUUCUAUCAACGUACGAGGAUGUUCAACGAGUGAAAAACGGAAUGCCGUGGACACUGAGUUACGUAAGAGAAACAUUGACAUCUGCGCGAUACAAGAAACUAGAACUGUCUGGGCAUCGGCAAUUACGGAAAACUACAAUUGGCACUUCAGUCCAACAACAUCACCAACCAGUCACAGAGAUGGUAGAAAGUCAGAUGUUUUUGCUCAGAUAACCGGAAUCAUAUCGAAGAUUCCUCAUGGUGACGAGUAUAUAAUUAUUGGAGACUUCAACGGACAUAUCGGUUCGGAAGACAUAAAAGAAGAGUUCAAACAAUUGAUUGGCAAGCAGCUACUGCACAGGACAUGCAAUAAAAACGUCUGCUUUUUAUUACAGCUGGCGACUCAAUUUGAACUGUCUAUACGAAAUACAUUUGCGAAUCAGUUCUCUAAACAUGGUCGAAUCAAAAGAUAUCGUCUCGAAUAG
Messenger RNA from Armigeres subalbatus, 1701 nucleotides. RefSeq lists its product as uncharacterized. Bases 1 to 1701 code for a protein of 566 amino acids. The record is from RefSeq and is a predicted model, not a curated record. The transcript has 4 exons. Lineage: Eukaryota; Metazoa; Arthropoda; Insecta; Diptera; Culicidae.